Galendromus occidentalis (western predatory mite) is the source of this 1374-nucleotide messenger RNA. It is a transcript of the gene 5PtaseI, whose product is annotated as inositol polyphosphate-5-phosphatase A. Lineage: Eukaryota; Metazoa; Arthropoda; Arachnida; Mesostigmata; Phytoseiidae. Gene Ontology annotation, molecular function: inositol-polyphosphate 5-phosphatase activity. The record is from RefSeq and is a predicted model, not a curated record. The transcript is spliced from 9 exons. The coding region runs from base 1 to 1374 and encodes 457 amino acids. Gene Ontology annotation, biological process: phosphatidylinositol dephosphorylation.
AUGCCGACUCCCUACACUGAAGUCACCCUCGUCACAGCGAACGUGGGGAGCAUUUUCGAAAGACCCGAGCAGAUCCUGGACAUAUGGAUCGCAGCUUUCGUGGAAGGCCUGGUCAACGAUGAGAGCCAUCCUGCGUUCCUGGCUCUUCAUUGCCAGGAAGUCGGCGGGAAAACUUUCGGAUCGGCCAUGGAUCAAGUCAACCUCUUCACGCAGAAACUCUUUUCCGGUUUCAAAGGGCUCGGAUAUGAGAACUUCAUAGCUUUCGUAGAUCCUGUCCUCGAAACUUCGAAAUUCACUGCUUUGGGAAGUUUCUAUUUCGUCCAUAAAUCAGUCGCUGAUCAGAUCUGCAUUUGGAACUUCAAAAAGGCGGCUUUCGAACCGGUUCCGGAGUAUGCCUUCUACGCGGAAGAAGAUCUGGAUCUAGUCCCGACGGUUCAUAAAUACAAGUUCACUCAAGAUAUGACUCCGAUGCAUCGACCUUCGAGGAAAGGCUUCCUGCGGACUCGGUGGCAAAUUCACGCUCAAGAGCCCCCGAUCGAGUUGGUUAACGUCCAUCUGUUCCACGACGAGUCGAAUUUCAUGGCGAUGCAGCAAUUUCCGUCCAUGUACACAGAAUCUCGCCGCAACGCUCUUCAAUUCACUUUGCGGAGAAUAGGCAGCGAUCGCGACGAUAAUUCCGAAGCGGAAACGACCAAGGAGCCGGUGGCAUUUUUCAUUUUCGGCGAUUUCAACUUUCGCUUGGACCUGGGUGCCGUGGUGUCGUGGCUCAGCGAAGGGACCAAACUACAGGAAACCAAGAGCUCUUCCGGCGAAAUAAUACGCCAGGAAUUCCACGAAGGAGCCUCGAACGCUCUCCCGGUCAUGGGGUCUUCAGAACCCUCAGGCGAUGGGAACGAAGCGAGGAAUGAACCCCAGAAGAAGGUCUUAACACUCGAGAAGAAACUCUUCAAUAUCCAUGAAGACACAACUCGAACUUUCUUCAUUUGUGAUCUCACCCGAAAGAAGCUGCUCUCCCAUGACAAGGAGUUGGAGUACUUCAGCCAAGAUCUGCAUGAGUUCGACAUCGAGUUUCCGCCAAGCUAUCCGUAUUCGGAAGAACGAUCUGAGGGUGCCUCGUUUGGCGGCACGCGAUGUCCGGCCUGGUGCGACAGAGUUCUCUUCAAUGAACAAGCUGAGAAGCUUGUCUCCGAGAAAUUGGGAUAUCAUUUGAUCGGCCGAGAUGUUUGCAUGGGCGAUCAUAAGCCGGUUGUCUUGCGCGUCCGAAUCGGGAAAAACGGCGCGAACGGUCCCGGACGUCUCCACGAAGAAACGUUGAAGACGAAUGGUGACCACGAGGAAAGGAAUCGUGACAGGGACGAAGAGACAGUCAACUGA